GAUUCAUUCAGAGUGUUUGCACAACGUUUCCACUGGUGUUCCACUGGAGGUUAUUUUGAGGGUCUCGUGCUGUCAGCUGUUGUCUUGAGUCCUUCUGGACCCUCCUCACUUCUCUCUUUCACUCUGAUAAAACUGUGGACUGACUGGUUCAUUGUCCUCCUUUUCUAUUCGAACCCGAACAGACACGUGUGGCAGAUGAUGGAGGGCAGUCACCAGACCUCUGAGAACGCCAAUGAACAAGUCAAUGGCCCAUUGGAGCAGCCAGUGGACCCCAUGGAGGACUUCAGCAGGCAGCUAGAGGAUAUAAUCAACACGUAUGGAGCAGCAUCCAGCCUGAUGCAGGAGCAGAUCUCCAUCCUGGAGUCUGAGGAGAGAAAGGAAGAGGAGGCAAAGGCUGAUAAAGAGGCCGACCCACAAGAAGCUGGUGCCACUCCAGAGAAGGAGCAGAUAGCUGAUAAGAACAUUCUCAAGGGCCUGGGUAAAGAGGCCGCAUCCUUAUUGCAAAGCCUGAACAAGCUCGGCUCACCAGAAGAGAAAGUGGAAAUGGUGUUGAAGAAAUACACUGAGCUGGUGGAGGACCGCAGGACUGAGAAGAAACAGCUGGAGCAGCUUCAGCAGAGACAGGGUCUUCUGGUCAAGCAGAGAGAUCAGCUUCAGUUCGAGCACAGUCGUGCCAUCCUGGCCCGCAGCAAGCUGGAGAUGCUCUGCAGGGAGCUUCAGAGACAUAACAGGACACUGAAGGAGGAGAGUCUGCAGAGGCUGCAGGAGGAUGAAAUGAAGCGGAAGGAGAUCUCCGCUCAUUUCCAGAGCACGCUAGUGGACAUUCAGAAUCAGAUCGAGCAGCACAGUAACCGCAACAACAAGCUGUGCCAAGAGAACAGUGAUCUGGCCAGCAAACUCAAGACCAUCAUAGAGCAGUAUGAGCGGAGAGAAGAGAGUUUAAAGAAGAUAUUCAAACACAGAGAUCUACAGCAGAAACUGUCUGAUGCCAAGCUGGAAGAAGCCAACAUGCUCCUCAGUCAAGCUGAAGAGAAGCACAAAAGAGAGAAGGAAUAUUUGCUUAAAGAGGCUAUUGAAAAAACAAAGAAAUGCUACGCAAUGAGGGAGCAGGAGUUACAGAUGAAGAAACAGCUUGUGUUGUACUCCCAGAAGUUUGAUGAGUUCCAGAACACACUAGCAAAAAGCAAUGAAAUCUACAUCACUUUCAAACAGGAGAUGGAGAGGAUGACAAAGAAGAUGAAAAAGCUGGAAAAGGAGUCAAGUAUAUGGAAGACACGGUUUGAAAGCUGCAAUAAAACUCUUGUUGAAAUGAUUGAGGAGAGAUCAGAAAAGGCCAAAGAGUUUGAACUCUUCACUUUGAAAAUCGACCGUCUGGAGACUCUGUGCCAAGCACUGCAGGAUGAAAGAAAAAGUUUAUAUGACAAAAUUAAAGAAAUACGGUCCUUAGAAAAGGCGACUCUAGCACCAGUGGUGGACUUGCCCCAAGUAGAUGAGCUUCCAGAGCUCGUCCAACUUCCUAAGCCGGCUCCCAACCCAAUGUUGACCACAGAGAUGAAGAGGCUGCGAGAGGAGCAGAUCCGUCUGCAGGAGUUUGCAGCUUCCUUGGUAAGUUCCAUAACAGAUGAUGCUGGAGAAUCUGAUAGUGAGGAAGAGAAGACGGCAGAAAAGAUUCCAGCAAUUCCUGAGGCUCCCAAACUUGAGUCCACCAAACCAGAAGAUAAACCAGAAUCAACAAAAGAGGAACCCUCCACCACAGAAGAAAACAAACCAGAGGUUGCUAGAGUAAACGAAGAGAAGCCAUCAGUACCCACAAAUCCUGAACCCGCCAAGCCUGAGACGGAAUCUAAACUUCUUCAAGAGCCUCUACAACCAGAAAUCACUGAACAACAGACAGGAAAUCAAGAGUCCGCCAAAGAGGAACCAAGCCAGGAAGAGACAACAAAAGAGGAAGAGACGAUCGAACAGGAAUCCACUCAGCCAAAGCCUGUCUUGAAAGAAGAUAGCAAAGAUAAAGCUGUUAAACCUGAGCUACCUGAACCAGAGCCACCCAGACAAGAACCCCUCAAAGAAGAGCAGCCGAAGCUAGUCUUGAAAGAAGAUCAAGAUCCUGAGCUACCUGAACCAGAGCCGCCCAAACAAGAACCCCUCAAAGAAGAGCAGCCGAAGCCUGUCUUGAAAGAAGAUAGCAAAGAUGAAGCUGUUAAACCUGAGCUACCUGAACCAGAGCCGCCCAAACAAGAACCCCUCAAAGAAGAGCAGCCGAAGCCUGUCUUGAAAGAAGAUAGCAAAGAUGAAGCUGUUAAACCUGAGCUACCUGAACCAGAGCCGCCCAAACAAGAACCCCUCAAAGAGGAGCAUGUUGAGAAAGCCAUAGCUGCCUCUGAGGAAGCCAAAGCACCGGCGACAAAACCUAAAGCCCCAAAAUCCCAAGAGGCAAAAGCGAAGGCCGGCAAAGCCCAGCCUAAAAAACAAGCUCCAGCCAAGAAGAAAGGUUCUGCAAAGGGCCCGAAUAAAAGCUAAGCCGUAAUGCAUUACCAAAUGAGUUUUUCUUUUUAUUGUUUCUAGAUCUAUUUGUUUGUGUACUUAGACAAGUCUUGUUGUUGACGAGUUUAAAGGCCAAUUCACACUGCACUGGCAGAUGCCAAUAAACAGCAACAGACACGUUUGCCAGGUUUUGUCUGAUCAGUGUGUUACUCCUGUCAGCAUCUGUUGGUGUUGGUCUGUGCUUGUUUUUUGCCAACUGAAUGUUGAAUCAGCAUUUAUCGAGUCUUGGUAUGUCUGAGAAGUGACGUAGGCUUACUGUGCUCGGUCGGCGUUGGUCUGCAUCUGUCUGUGCAGUGUGAAUUGGCCUUAUAAGUUAAUACAGACGAUGACAGACUGGUCGUAGAACACGUUCCUUUAUGAAAGUUUACUAUAAGGAUGAAUUUCUAGCUUCCUGAAUGUAAUAAGGACUUUUUUCUCAUUUGUAAAACUUUCUCAGUACCUUCAAAUAAAUAUCUGCUCUUGACAAUCCUAUAAAAUGUUCUCUUU
Sinocyclocheilus rhinocerous is the source of this 3030-nucleotide messenger RNA. RefSeq names its product taxilin beta a (gene txlnba). Bases 196 to 2520 code for a protein of 774 amino acids. The transcript is spliced from 10 exons. NCBI's taxonomy places the organism in Eukaryota, Metazoa, Chordata, Actinopteri, Cypriniformes, Cyprinidae. Gene Ontology annotation, molecular function: syntaxin binding. The record is from RefSeq and is a predicted model, not a curated record.